Molecule: messenger RNA, 548 nt
Organism: Pistacia vera
Lineage: Eukaryota; Viridiplantae; Streptophyta; Magnoliopsida; Sapindales; Anacardiaceae
Product: DNA-directed RNA polymerases II and V subunit 8A-like
Exons: 5
Biological process (GO): DNA-templated transcription
Cellular component (GO): RNA polymerase I complex; RNA polymerase III complex; RNA polymerase II, core complex
Molecular function (GO): DNA-directed RNA polymerase activity
Source: RefSeq, a predicted model, not a curated record
AUAAAAACUCCUCCGUGCUACCUUCCAGCGUCAGCUCCGAAGAGUCCUCCGAAAAACCCUAAACCCAGGUGGACUGUUACUGCUGAGGGAUUUUAUUUGCACUAAGGAUGUCAAGUAUAAUACUGUUUGAGGAUAUUUUUGUUGUCGAUAAGAUAGACCCAAUAGGAAAAAAGUUUGACAAGGUUUCUCGCAUUGAAGCACUGAGUCAGAACUGUGACAUGUACAUGCUGCUGGAUGUGAACGUAGAGAUAUAUCCUAUGCGUGUAGGUGAUAAAUUUGCUUUGGCAUUGGCUCACACAUUAAAUCUGGAUGGAACACCAGAUACUGGCUAUUAUACUUAGGGUGGGAGGAAAUCUCUUGCUGACAAGUUUGAAUACAUUAUGCAUGGGAAUCUCUACAAGAUAUCAGAUGAAGGCUCCGGGAAAACACUGAAAGCGGAGAUAUAUGUUUCGUUUAGUGGGCUUUUGAUGAUGCUGAAAGGAAAUCCUUCAAUUGUCUCAGACUUUCAGCUUGAUCAGAAAGUAUUUCUCUGCAUGAGGAAGCUGUGA